Molecule: messenger RNA, 3556 nt
Organism: Diabrotica balteata
Lineage: Eukaryota; Metazoa; Arthropoda; Insecta; Coleoptera; Chrysomelidae
Source: the annotation of a GenBank genome assembly
AUGGCAUUUACCUGGAAAUUGGAAAAUACUAAAACAAAGCAAGUAAUUGACAUUAAAAAGUCUGUUUUUAAAAUAGGAAGACAUCAAGAUGCAGAUUUAAAAACAGAAAGUACUGUUAUUUCCAGGGAACAUGCAGAAAUUUUACAAACUGAAGAUGGUCUUCUAUAUGUUAAAGAUAAUAAGAGCCAAAAUGGUACUUUCAUCAACAGCAAAAAAAUAAGUCCAUUGAAAAACGUACCCUUAAAACAUGGAGAUAAUAUAGUAUUUGGAAUAUUCGCCGUCAUGAAAAAACCAAAUUUUUCAGGACCUUAUUUGUCCUAUAAGGUCCUUAGAGAAUCUGUACAAGAUACCAUUGCAGAUUAUACAAUGAACGAUGAUGAAAUUCAAAUCAUAAUAUCCGACGAUGAGGACGAUUACUUAUCUAAGAGUCAGAUUUUUCAAAUUUCGGAAAAAAUAAAAUCUGAACCAAUAUUUUCCGAUGAAUUUCUUGAUCCAUACAUAGAUAUAAAGGAGGAAGUCAAGGAAAUGGACUACUGCAGUCAGUUCUAUCAAAAGGUAGAUUUAACGGAGAAAGAUCAUUUUGACAGUACAUCUGACCUCCUUCAGAUAUUGGAAUCAGAAACAGCAAAUAGUAAGGAACCUGUAACAGAUAAAAAGAUUGAGCAAAAUAUUUUAAAUAAAUCUGAUGAAAAUAUUGACAAAAUAUUUUUGAUCAAUGUGAGAAGGAACUUCGUGUUGUCUUGGCAAGUCUUCCUGUGCCAAAGGAGCAGGUAAUAAAGAUUGAUGAUACUCUAGAUGAAGUACAAACGUCAAACGCUUUAGAAUCUGUUCUGGACGAGUGUACACAAGCAAACGGGACGAACAACAAAGUGACAAGAAACUUCGGGUUGUUUUGGAAAAAAUUGCUGCACCAAAACAAAUUAAACCUUCCUUGGUUGAGCCUCACUUUGUAGAAAGCCCAAGAAAUAGAAAUAAAAAACUUGAUAGAAAAUCCUUAGUUGAUAGUAAUCAGGAGCGAGAAAGCCCAAGAAAUAGAAAAAAAAAUCUGAAAAGAAAAUCUUUAGAUGACAGUAAUCAAGAACCCUUCAAAAAAGUUAAUAAUAAUACAUCCUUAGAAAUUGCAGAAAUGAGAAAACAAAAAUUGCGUGAGAUUGCAGAUAAGGCUGAAAAAAAAACUCCUUCACCAAAAUCCACCAAAGGAAUUGCAAAAGUAAAAUUAUCAGAAAGUAGAGGUUCAUUUCUUAUACAACCUAACAGUGUAUCUUCAUCGACUAAUGUUUCUAAAUCUAAGGAUCCUAGACUGAAUAAACUUGAAUCUAAGCCAGUUAAUAAUACUACUAUGCAUAAACCUGUUGAAACAAAAGUACAAAAUAAUAACGUUAACAAUCGUUUGACACCAGUAACACAGAAUAUUACUCUGCCAGAAAAAGAGAAGGUUGGCCUGAUCUAUCAAAUAUCGAAUCGUAAUGCUUCAAUGGCUAUUCCAACGAAUGUCCGAAGACACUAUGACUUGAGCGACGACAUUAACGUUAUGCUGUAUUGGAACGUAACCUGGCUUCUGGAACAAAGCAAAGGAGUGAAAAGUCCCCCCGUAACUAAUAAUAAACCCGCAAUUAGGAUACCUUCAACAUUUCGUAAUAUUCAACAUUACCUAGAUGUAAUGAAACCGUGUAUACUAUUAGAAGCUUGGCAGUUUAUUUUUCAAAGCACAUUUUGGAAAGAUGAGGAAAAACAAAUUAUAUCAAAAGUUCGUGUACAACAUACCAGAAGAAGUGAGAAGACAGUGACUUAUGAUUGCGUAUCCGAAGAUACUUUUUUCAGACCUGACGAUUUCUGUCUUGUACAAUAUUUUGUAACAAUCAAUGGUUCAAGGCAUAGUAAGGAUAAUUUCGGAUAUAUUACAAAUGCAUAUAAUAGGGAUAAACUAAUGAUGUUUUCUAUAGUGCUAAAAGCACCUAAUGGACCGUUAGUAGGUGAUAAACUUACUGUGAAAGUAAUAGUAAAUAUCGCCAGCAUUUUGCGACAAUUUCGCACUCUCAGAUAUUUAGAACAAAGUCCAUUAGUUAACUAUAUCAUGGAACCAGAAAGAUUAACUACAUUAAUGCCAAUACAUGGCAGAAUCACAAGAGAAGAGUUUCCGUUAAAUUAUGUACAACAACAAACAUGCGCUGAGGCAUCCGAAUUGGCGUUAGGUAACAGACCAGGUAUUUAUUUAAUACACGGCCCACCAGGUACUGGGAAGUCAUCUGUUAUAGUUAGUACAGUAUUCGAAAUAAUAUUUAAAGCCGUACAACGCAAUGAAUCUCCUAAUCUACUAGUAACAGCUCCUUCAAAUGCUGCUAUAAAUGCAUUAAUUGAAAAGCUCUCUGAGGCCAGGGCCAAAUUAAAUGAUAAUGAUAGGAGACAUAUUAAGUUAAUAAGGGUAGGUCCCGAAGCCAGCAUGAACGAAUUGGCAAAGAAAUAUUCUCUAAGAGAGUUUGUGAAAAAAAAUAUAUUGACCAGUCACAAAUUACACCAAAAGUAUUCUUAUGUUACCCAUCAGAUGGAUGUAAAUACAUUUUUUAAACAAGAAUUAGGUGCGCAGUAUGAUUAUAUCAUCAGAAAUACAGAAGAAACGUUACUCAUGGGCGCUAAUAUAAUUUGUACGACACUUAAUAGUAGUGUCAGCUACAUUCUAACCAACAGGCGGUCAAACGUAAAAUACACUGCUUGCAUUAUCGAUGAAGCUACUCAGUGUACUGAAAUAGAAUCUCUUUUUCCCAUUAUGCUGAACGUCGAUAAAUUCAUUCUCGUUGGAGAUCCCAACAAUUACCUGCAGUUGUGUGCAAUAAAGAAGCCCAAGAUGUCGGAUUUGGCAAAUCUUUGUUUACAAGGAUAUAUGAAAAAUUUGUAAACAAUCGAGACAAGAGCCCAAUGAAAAUGCUAUGUGAACAAUAUCGAAUGAAUCCAGCCAUAUGUGAUUAUCCAAAUAGAAAAUUUUAUGACGGAGCACUGAAAUCUUCUCCAAUAUGCACUAAUCCAAUAGAGCCACGACUUAAGCCAUAUUUAGUGUUUAAACCUUAUGAACUCUUCAAAUUCAUAUAAUAACAGCUCAGAAUAUGAAAACCCCAAUGAACUAGAUGUUGUUUCUUGUAUACUAAAAGCAUUGAAUACGCAUGUAUUACCGACCUGUAAAUACAGUAUUGGAAUUAUUACUCCUUAUCGAGCGCAAGUGUGUUUAAUUACAAAAUGUAUAAGGGAAAUGAAGAUGAAUGAAAAUGUAAGCGUCAAUGUAAAUACGGUAGAUUCAUUCCAAGGCACAGAGGAUGACGUAAUCAUUAUUUCCUGCGUAAGGUUUAGCCAAAAUUGCUUUUUAGCUAAUGAAAAUCGUUUGAAUGUCGCUCUUACGCGAGGCAAAAAAGCUGUUUAUGUUAUAGGGAAUCAUUCUCUUUUCAAGCAAUGUCGACCGUUAUAUGAUCUUAGGGAGAAUGCUAAACAGAGAAAAGUUCUUCUUGAUAUACCAAACAAUCCACUUUCGAUACCAUCGUUCCAUAAACUCAUAUUGGAUGUACGUUAA